This is a messenger RNA of Lathyrus sativus (Indian pea), 1881 nucleotides long. The record is from the annotation of a GenBank genome assembly. Lineage: Eukaryota; Viridiplantae; Streptophyta; Magnoliopsida; Fabales; Fabaceae.
AUGAAGAGACCGAGAACGGGAAAGGUUGAUUCCUUCUUCUUCUCGCUCUGUAGACAACGAUCCUUUCAAAUUCUCUUCGUCAUCGCUCUUUUCUACGUUCUCUUGUUCACUCUCGAAAUCCCCUUCAUUUUCAAAAACACCGCCACGCGCUUCGAGAGGUACGCGCUCGAGCAACAGCAACAGCUUCAACCGAGUCAGUCUCAGCCCCACCAAAUCACUCGCCGCCGUAAUCGCCGUUCAAUUCUCUCCGGAUUGAUACUAAACGACACCGCAUUUGAUUCCGAGGUUUAUCAUUCCGCGUACCGCGCUGGGAGAAGGGUUUGGGAGGAACUUGAAUCGGCGAAAACGCCGAUUCAAACCGGCGCCGUUUUGAAACCGGAGAAUAAGUCACGGCCAUGUCCGCAAUCGGUUUAUGUUUCCGGGGUUGAUUUUGUGGGGAAUGGGAGUUUGAUGACGAUUCCUUGUGGGUUGACGUUAGGGUCGCAUGUGACGCUGGUUGGGAUGCCGUUGGGAACACCGGAGGGUAAGAUUUCUCACUUUAUUGUGGAGUUGCAGGGUUUGAAAACUGGUGAAGGUGAGGACCCACCUAGGAUAUUGCAUUUCAAUCCUAGGUUGAAAGGGGAUUGGAGUAACAAGCCUGUGAUUGAGCUUAAUACUUGUUAUAGGAUGCAGUGGGGUACUUCUUUGAGAUGUGAUGGUUGGAAAUCUAGGGCUGAUCAAGAUACUGUUGACGGGCUGGUGAAGUGUGAGAAGUGGAUUGGGGGAGAAUCCGGAGAUGAUAGAGAUGCAGUGGAGUCUAAAUCAGAAUGGUGGCUGAAGAGACUUAUAGGUCGAACAAAAAGAGUAACAGUUGAUUGGCCAUUCCCAUUUAAUGAGAACAAGCUAUUUGUUCUCACUCUUAGUGCUGGAUUGGAGGGCUACCAUUUUAAUGUUGAUGGGAGGCAUGUGGCCUCCUUUCCAUAUCGCACUGGCUUUACUCUUGAGGAUGCUACUGGACUCGCUGUAGCCGGAGAUAUUGAUGUCCAUUCUAUAUUUGCUGCCUCCUUGCCUUCAAUGCAUCCUCACAUUUCUCCACAGCAGUAUCUUGAAUUUUCAACCAGAUGGCGUGCCCCACCACUACCUGAGUUUGGGGUGGAAUUGUUCAUCGGCAUCCUAUCAGCUGGAAACCAUUUCGCUGAGCGGAUGGCUGUGAGAAAGUCGUGGAUGCAGCAUAGCCUUAUCAAAUCUUCAGAAGUGGUGGCUCGUUUCUUUGUAGCACUGCACCAGAGAAUAGAAAUUAAUGCAGAGUUGAAAAAGGAAGCAGAAUUUUUUGGAGAUAUUGUUAUUGUGCCUUACAUGGAUAACUAUGACCUUGUUGUGUUGAAAACAGUGGCUAUAUGUGAAUAUGGGGUUCAUAUAGCGGCUGCAGCUUACAUCAUGAAAGGUGACGAUGACACAUUUGUGAGGGUGGAUGCUGUUAUAAAUGAAGCACGGAAUGUUCCAGAUUCUAUGAGCUCUUAUAUUGGGAAUAUAAAUUAUCACCACAAACCCUUGCGCCAUGGUAAAUGGGCUGUGACGUAUGAGGAGUGGCCAGAAGAGGAUUACCCACCAUAUGCUAAUGGCCCGGGUUAUAUUCUGUCUUAUGAUAUUGCACACUACAUAGUUUCUGAAUUUGAGAAGCAUAAAUUAAGGUUGUUUAAAAUGGAAGAUGUGAGCAUGGGAAUGUGGGUGGAGAAAUUUAACAGCACAAAACAAGUGUACUAUUCGCAUAGUUUAAAGUUCUGCCAGUUUGGGUGUAUUGAAGGCUAUUACACAGCCCAUUACCAAUCUCCAAGACAGAUGAUGUGCCUUUGGGAAAAAUUGCAGCGGCAAACAAGUCCUCUAUGCUGCAACAUGAGAUAA